GGGGACUCUUACUGCGGCGGGGGGCGCGGGGAUCGGGCCGCCCCGCAGUGCUCCCCGCACGGCGGGAGAGCCACCGGCCCACCCGGCGAGCCAGCUUGGUCCCGGCUCCGCGCCCGCCCGGCUGCCUGCGCUCUUUUCUCCGCGCCGUCCGCCGCGUCCCUCUGCCCCGGGAUGCCUCCCAACCUCACCGGCUAUUACCGCUUCGUCUCCCAAGAGAACAUGGACAAUUACCUGCGGGCUUUAGAUAUCAACGUGGUCCUGCGAAAGCUGGUCUGCCUACUGAAGCCGGACAAAGAGAUUAUCCACACGGGAGAUCACAUGGUCAUCCGCACUAUCACCUCCCUGCGGGACUACGUUAUGGAUUUUGACCUGGGAGUUCAGUUUGAGGAAGAUCUGGGACCCGUGGAUGGACGCAAGUGCCAGACAACCGUCUCCUGGGAGGGGGAUCAGCUGGUGUGUGAGCAGCUCGGAGAGAAGAGGAACCGAGGCUGGAGACACUGGUUGGAGGGGGACCAGCUUCAUCUGCGCAUGACUGCUGAAGACGAGGUCUGCGUCCAGGUUUUCCAGAAGGUGAAGUGAGCGCUCCCCGCAGAGAUGCCCGGACGGCACCGGCGCUCCCCAGUGCGAGAAAGAAAAAGAAAACAAGAGCCGAGCCCCCCCGUAGCAGCGUGUUUUCUUGAGCCUCGCCCACCGGGCAGCAGCGGCCGGGGGUCACGGCUGGGCCGGGC
Poecile atricapillus (Black-capped chickadee) is the source of this 728-nucleotide messenger RNA. RefSeq names its product retinol binding protein 5 (gene RBP5). Gene Ontology annotation, molecular function: fatty acid binding. Bases 172 to 579 code for a protein of 135 amino acids. The transcript has 4 exons. NCBI's taxonomy places the organism in Eukaryota, Metazoa, Chordata, Aves, Passeriformes, Paridae. Gene Ontology annotation, cellular component: nucleus; cytosol. Gene Ontology annotation, biological process: fatty acid transport. The record is from RefSeq and is a predicted model, not a curated record.